AUGUCACUUCGAUCCUGUACCCCUCGCUUCACCUUCAAGGGCCUGAAUAGCUUGUUCGCUCAAGUGACCCGAUCGAACACCGCAAUCCGACCUCACUUCUCAUCCUUCCAACGCCCGAGUUCAUUGACCACUGUUCCAAUCCGAUCAUACUACGGGCAUAUCUCCGACCACAAAAUGGCACCACAAUUAGAGCCCUACUUCCAAAAAGUAGACGAGUUGGCCGACUCCUUCAUCGACCGCCUGCGAAAAGCCGUUGCGAUUCCAUCAGUGUCUGCAGACGAGGACAAAAGAAAGGAUGUGGUGCGAAUGGGACAAUUCCUCGCCUCGGAGCUUGAGGCCCUGGGCGCACAAGUCGAACAGCGACCGCUAGGAAAGCAACCGGGCAAAGAGCACCUCGACCUCCCGCCGGUGAUUGUUGCGCGCUACGGAAACGACAAGAACAAGCGCACCAUCCUCGUGUACGGCCACUACGACGUGCAGCCUGCGCUGCUCGAAGACGGCUGGGCAACCGAACCGUUCAACUUGACCAUCGACGACAAAGGGCGCAUGUACGGCCGUGGAAGUACGGACGACAAAGGACCGGUAUUGGGAUGGUUGAAUGCCAUUGAAGCGCACCAGAAGGCCGGCGUCGAGUUCCCCGUGAACCUGCUCUGCUGUUUCGAGGGCAUGGAGGAAUACGGCUCCGAAGGACUCGACGACUUCAUCAAGGCCGAAGCGAAGAAGUUCUUCAAGGAUGCCGACGCCGUCUGCAUCUCGGACAACUACUGGCUGGGCACGGAGAAGCCGUGUCUCACGUACGGUCUCCGCGGCUGCAACUACUACUCAGUCGCCAUCUCCGGACCCGGCCAGGACCUACACUCCGGUGUGUUUGGCGGCACAGCCCACGAACCCAUGACGGACUUGGUUCACGUUCUCAGCAAACUGGUUGAUCCCAAGGGCAAGAUUUUGAUUCCGGGGAUCAACGAAAUGGUGGCGCCGCUGACGGAGGAAGAAAAGGCACUGUACGGCCCCAUCGCAUACACGAUGGACAAUCUGUAUGAGUCUUUGGGGAGCAAGACGGCCAUCUUUGACGACAAGGAGCGGACCCUCAUGGCGCGCUGGCGGUUUCCGUCGUUGUCGAUCCACGGCGUCGAGGGCGCAUUUUCCGCCCCUGGUGCCAAAACCGUUAUUCCUGCAAAGGUCAUUGGCAAGUUUUCUAUUCGUACCGUGCCAGACAUGGAUUCAGAGAAAGUCAACGAGGCCGUGUUCAAGUACGUCAAGGACGAGUUUGCCAAACUGGGCUCCAAGAACACCCUUGACGUGUAUUGCCAGCACGAUGGCAAGUGGUGGGUCGCCAGCCCCAAGCACUGGAAUUUCACUGCGGCCAGCAAGGCCGUCAAGGAGGUCUUUGGCGUCCAGCCCGACUUGACCCGUGAAGGUGGCAGCAUUCCUGUUACUCUCACUUUCGAAGAGGCCACUGGCAAGAAUGUCCUGUUGCUCCCCAUGGGCAGCAGCACCGAUGCCGCUCACAGUAUCAACGAGAAACUCGACCGCAGAAACUACAUUGAGGGUACGAAGUUGUUGGGCGCUUAUCUGCAUUAUGUUGCCGAAGAACCCAUGGUGGAAGCAUGA
Molecule: messenger RNA, 1611 nt
Organism: Exophiala dermatitidis NIH/UT8656
Lineage: Eukaryota; Fungi; Ascomycota; Eurotiomycetes; Chaetothyriales; Herpotrichiellaceae
Product: cytosolic nonspecific dipeptidase
Exons: 4
Coding region: 1-1611 (536 amino acids)
Biological process (GO): proteolysis
Molecular function (GO): metallodipeptidase activity
Source: RefSeq, a predicted model, not a curated record